Fomitiporia mediterranea MF3/22 is the source of this 1142-nucleotide messenger RNA. RefSeq names its product prenyltransferase. Bases 95 to 997 code for a protein of 300 amino acids. Gene Ontology annotation, molecular function: transferase activity, transferring alkyl or aryl (other than methyl) groups. Lineage: Eukaryota; Fungi; Basidiomycota; Agaricomycetes; Hymenochaetales; Hymenochaetaceae. The record is from RefSeq and is a predicted model, not a curated record. The transcript is spliced from 3 exons. Gene Ontology annotation, cellular component: membrane.
CUCGUGCGACCUAUGAUACCUCAAGGACAGAUUUAAAGCUAGUUUUACCUCAUUUUAUUGGCAUUGGGGAACUACUGUGAUGACGUUUGAAAGUAUGCUACAGCGGCUCCUGGUCCUAAUCAGAGCGAGUCGCGUUCCUGGCUGGUUCUUCGGACCCAUUCUCUACACGAUCGGCGUAAUACACUCUCGUGUGCUUCCAAAAACUACUUUGGACAUCCUACGAUCCGGAUUUCAACUCUUCUGCUUGUCUUUUCCAUUAUGUAUCAUUGUUUUCGGCGUAAAUGACGUGUACGAUUAUCCAUCCGAUAUACGCAACCCACGCAAACAUGAGCAGUCACUAGAGGGUGGAAUUUUGGAUCCCAUUUAUCAUGAUUUCGUACUCUCUUCGGCGCGCGUCGCCUCAGCGCUCAUUCUCCUGUCAUCUUUCAUCCCUUCGCAAUCCUCGCCGCGAAAUUUCCAACAACCAACCUUAACUACGUUCAUCCUCUUUCUCAGCUGGCAAUACUCCUCUCCUCCGCUACGUCUCAAGGAGAGACCCAUAUUGGAUUCACUCUCCAAUGGGGCACUUGUUUGGUUAUGUUGGGCACUUGGAUACACCUCUUCAGGUUCGGCGCUUUUCGGUGCGAGUGCUGGAGAGGGUGCGGAGAAGGGUUGGCUUUUGGCGUUUUGCACAGCUGGUGUGCAUGCUUUGGGCGCUGCUGCUGAUGUGGAAGCAGACAUCGCUGCGGGACAGAGGACGAUUGCGACGGUGUUUGGAGAAAGGUUGGCUGCAGGCUUCUCUGCUGCACUCUAUCUGCUUGCGUCAACAACUGUGGAGCCAACAUCGUUCGUAGGGAUCUACAGUUUUGUGGGUACCGUAAUCUCGCUUGUACCAGUCUUCAGACCGGAAUGGGCACAUCAGACAUUCAAGACCAUUGUAUAUGUAUCUGUCAUUGGGGCAACAGGAUGGAUUGGUGAAAGGGCUUUAGGUAUCUUGAAGAGCAGGAAGGCGGGAUAAUCAGAGGGAACCAUGUUUUUGAAAUCGAUUAUCGAUCGUUUAGAUUACUUCAUAGGUAUAUUCAUUCAUCACGAAGACCACAUAGUGGACCUUGCAGUGACAGUGGCAGGAGUUUGAAUUCCAUUGCUGUUCAGAAAGGACAGCC